Molecule: messenger RNA, 2208 nt
Organism: Hemicordylus capensis (graceful crag lizard)
Lineage: Eukaryota; Metazoa; Chordata; Lepidosauria; Squamata; Cordylidae
Product: zinc finger and SCAN domain-containing protein 31-like
Exons: 4
Coding region: 298-2088 (596 amino acids)
Biological process (GO): regulation of transcription by RNA polymerase II
Molecular function (GO): RNA polymerase II cis-regulatory region sequence-specific DNA binding; DNA-binding transcription factor activity
Source: RefSeq, a predicted model, not a curated record
AGUUGUUACCCGCGUUUGUAUAUUGGCAAGUUUGUUCCUUGAGAUUUUCUGUAGACUCUGUUAAUGACUACACUUCCCAGAAUGCUAAAGAAGAAAAAAGGAGGUGUGGGGAAGAGAAAGGACCACAGAAAUGGAGUAAAGAACAUAAACAGAGUUGGCUGUUGUAACUGGUCCUUAUCUGGUUUUGUCAGCAACCGGAUUAGUAAUUUGGAGAAGCUUUUCUCACGAGUCUGAAAGGUCAGAUUUCUCCCAUUAAGGAAGCCCUUCUUGCACUUUUUCAGGAGCCCCUUGACCCGAAUGAGGGAAAUGGCUGAGAACCAAGGAAGGGAAUUUGCCCUGGGUUUCCAGCAGCAAGCUCUGUUAGGGAAGAGAAUGAAGGAGGAGGAGGAGGAGGAAGAGAGAGACCUUGAAUCAAGAGGAAACCUCCAAGUUAUCCAAAGUGGGCACAUGAAGGAAUUCUGGGAAAGAACCAGGCCAGAGGAAGUUGCCCAAGAACGAUAUAAAGGGCGGCGGCAGCAGUGGGAAACCCAACUGCAGGAGUUCUUGAACACAGUAGAGUCCCCCCACUUAAGAGGGGGCAAUCCACAACUGCUGCCAUCCAUACCAAGGGACAAAUCUACCAUUUUUCUGUCCUCUUCUGGGGAUGUUGCUGAUGUGGGCUGGCAAUCUGGAGGGGAGAGGCUGACCCAAGUCCUGCCAGGCCUCAGUGGGCAGAUUCAAUGGACUGAGAAUGACCUCUUGACCAAAGGUGAUGCAGACUGCAAGGAAGUGAAGGAAGAGAUAGUGGAAGAGGCAGCGGCAGCAGCUGGCCACUUGGAUCACCAGCGCCAGCUCUUCAGGCAGUUCUGCUACCGGGAAGGAGAUGAGCCUCACGAAGUUUGCCAGAGGCUCCAGGAACUUUGUCAUCGGUGGCUGAAGCCGGAGAGACACACCAAAGAGCAGAUCUUGGAGCUGGUGAUCCUGGAGCAGUUUCUGACCAUUCUGCCAAAGGACAUCCAGAACUGGGUUCAGGAAAGUGGCCCAGAGACCUGCACCCAGACAGUUGCCUUGGUGGAAAACUUCCUGCUUAAGCAACAAGAGGCAAAGAAGUGGGAAGAGCAGAUGUCAGCGCCAUGCAAAAUGGAGGAGGUGAAUUCCUCUGAGGCAGAGGGGGCUUCUUCAGCUCCUUGGCAGAGGUCACUUUUCAUCAUCAAACAGGAGGACGAGGACCAUGACGUUGCUUCAUUGGGUGCUGAGAAGACAGAGGAUAUGCCACAGAAUCAAGCAGGAGAUCACAGGGCAGUGGAACUAAGUGAGGUAUUGCCAGGAAUAAUCAAGAGGAACACAAGGGAAGGGACUCCAAGAGCAAGAGAAGGGACUCCUGAGCAAGAGAAGGACUCCAAGAGCCAUCAAAAGGGCUGUCUGGAGAAAGAAGGGGACACAUUCAUUCAGUGUGGGCAGAGCUUUAGCUGGAAUCCUGAUGUUGCCACACAGACAAGCACCCAUCCAGGAGAGAAGCCAUUCAGAUGCUCAGCUUGUGGGAAAAGCUUUAGCCGUCGCUCGAACCUCAUUAUACAUCAGAGAACACAUACGGGAGAGAGGCCAUACAAGUGUCCGAACUGUGAGAAAAGCUUCAGCCACCGCUCCAACCUCAGCGCCCACGAAACGGUCCACACGGGAGAGAAGCCGUACAAGUGCGCCGACUGUGAGAAGAGCUUCAGCCAUCAGUCGCACCUCAUUACACACCGAAGGAUCCACACGGGAGAGAAGCCGCAUAAAUGCUCGGACUGUGGGAAAAGCUUCAGCAACCCGUCGCACCUGAAGGCGCACAAGCGGAUCCACACAGGGGAGAGACCGUACACGUGCUCAGAGUGUGGGAAAAGCUUUAACCAGAGGUCCAUUCUGAUAGUCCAUGCCAGGACCCACACGGGUAUCAAACCAUACACAUGCCCAACUUGUGGGAAAAGUUUUAGUCAGAGUGCAAACCUUACCGCGCAUGAAAGGAUCCAUGCAAUGCAGGCCUUCCAACGCACAAUAAAUCCCUCAGAAGAGAGGAACUACAUGAAUGCCCCCAAAGUUAGGACAUCUUCUGUUGGAGAACGGAUUUAGCAGAGCUUCAAAGAGAAUUGGUGUGUUUUUGUAUAGAUUGUUAGUUGGACGGCAAGUGUUUAAAGCUGGUAAUAAAACUUUAACUAAAACUGGAGGCUGUGUGCACUCUGCCCUACAAUA